AUGUCAAACCAGCGAACUUCACGCCCAAAGCCCCCCCCUCCAGGCAACGAAGAAGCUUCCGCGACUUUGAACCUGGGAGAAUUCCAAAACGUCGACACCUUGACUCUGUCAGAAGCAGCGCUUGUUCUGAACGCGCUGGUUGCUAAGCGUCGAAAUGAUCGCAAGAACGUCAACGAGACCGAGAUGCUAAACCAGACGCUCAACUAUCUGGAUCAUUUUGCCCGGUUUACGCAAAAGGAAAACGUGGAAGCUGUCGAACGUCUGUUGAGCGCACAUAAGGACCUGGCCAAGUUUGAGAGGGCGCAGCUGGGAUCAUUGUGCUGCGAAAACGCCGACGAAGCCAAGACUCUUAUCCCGUCGCUCGCCGACAAGAUCAAGGACGAGGACCUGCAAGAUUUGCUCGAUGAAAUCUCCAAACUACAAAACCGAUGA
This is a messenger RNA of Metarhizium brunneum ARSEF 3297, 432 nucleotides long. It is a transcript of the gene rpb4, whose product is annotated as DNA-directed RNA polymerase II subunit rpb4. The record is from RefSeq and is a predicted model, not a curated record. Gene Ontology annotation, molecular function: translation initiation factor binding; nucleotide binding. Gene Ontology annotation, cellular component: RNA polymerase II, core complex. NCBI's taxonomy places the organism in Eukaryota, Fungi, Ascomycota, Sordariomycetes, Hypocreales, Clavicipitaceae. Gene Ontology annotation, biological process: transcription initiation at RNA polymerase II promoter.